CGGAAGCCCGGGGGGCGGCGGGGAAGGCCCGGUUAUCACGGCGCUCACGCCCAUGACCAUCCCGGACGUGUUCCCGCACCUGCCGCUCAUCGCCAUCACCCGCAACCCGGUGUUCCCGCGCUUUAUCAAGAUUAUCGAGGUCAAGAACAAGAAGCUGGCUGAGCUGCUCCGGAGGAAAGUCCGCCUUGCCCAGCCGUACGUCGGUGUCUUUCUGAAGAGGGACGACAAGAUCCACAUCAGCCGGCAGCUGGCGGUGGAACCCGAGGAGGCAGAGGCCGACCGUGAGCAGAAGCCCCGGCGGAAGCCGAAGCGGACCAGGAAGGAGGCCGAGGACGGCCCGAGCGCCACGGCCCCGCUGGGGGUCGCAGAGCCCAGUCCCGAAGCCCUGGGCGAGGUGCUCAUGGUGGAGGUGGAGAACGUCGUCCAUGAGGACUUCCAGGUCACGGAGGAGGUGAAGGCCCUGACGGCUGAGAUCGUGAAGACCAUCCGGGACAUCAUCGCCUUGAACCCUCUGUACAGAGAGUCGGUGCUGCAGAUGUUGCAGGCGGGCCAGCGGGUGGUGGACAACCCCAUCUACCUGAGCGACAUGGGCGCCGCGCUCACCGGAGCCGAGUCCCACGAGCUGCAGGAUGUCCUGGAGGAGACCAACAUCCCCAAGCGGCUGUACAAGGCGCUGUCCCUCCUGAAGAAGGAAUUCGAGCUCAGCAAGUUGCAGCAGCGCCUGGGCCGGGAGGUGGAGGAGAAGAUCAAGCAGACCCACCGCAAGUACCUGCUGCAGGAGCAGCUGAAGAUAAUCAAGAAGGAGCUGGGGCUGGAGAAGGAGGACAAGGACGCCAUCGAGGAGAAGUUCCGCGAGCGGCUGAAGGGACUGGUGGUCCCCAAGCACGUCAUGGACGUGGUGGACGAGGAGCUGAGCAAGCUGGGGCUGCUGGACAACCACUCCUCGGAGUUCAACGUCACCCGCAACUACCUGGACUGGCUCACGUCCAUCCCCUGGGGCAAGUAUAGCGACGAGAACCUGGACCUGGGCCGCGCCCGGGCUGUGCUGGAAGAGGACCACUACGGCAUGGAGGAUGUCAAGAAGCGCAUCCUGGAGUUCAUCGCAGUCAGCCAGCUGCGAGGCUCCACCCAGGGCAAGAUCCUCUGCUUCUACGGCCCGCCCGGCGUGGGCAAGACAAGCAUUGCCCGCUCCAUCGCCCGCGCCCUGAACCGCAAGUACUUCCGCUUCAGUGUCGGGGGCAUGACGGACGUGGCCGAGAUCAAGGGACACAGGCGGACGUACGUGGGGGCCAUGCCUGGGAAGAUCAUCCAGUGCCUGAAGAAGACCAAGACGGAGAACCCCCUGAUCCUGAUAGACGAGGUGGACAAGAUUGGCCGGGGCUACCAGGGGGACCCGUCGUCCGCGCUGCUGGAGCUGCUGGACCCAGAGCAGAAUGCCAACUUCCUGGACCACUACCUGGAUGUGCCCGUGGACCUGUCCAAGGUGCUGUUCAUCUGCACGGCCAACGUCACGGAGACCAUCCCCGAGCCGCUGCGGGACCGCAUGGAGAUGAUCAACGUGUCCGGCUACGUGGCUCAGGAGAAGCUGGCCAUCGCCGAGCGGUACCUGGUGCCCCAGGCCCGCGCGCUGUGUGGCCUGGACGAGAGCAAGGCCCGGCUGUCGUCAGACGUGCUCACGCUGCUCAUCAAGCAGUACUGCCGGGAGAGCGGCGUGCGCAACCUGCAGAAGCAGGUGGAGAAGGUGCUGCGCAAGUCGGCCUACAAGAUUGUCAGCGGUGAGGCCGAGGCCGUGGAGGUGACGGCUGAGAACCUGCAGGACUUUGUCGGGAAGCCCGUGUUCACGGUGGAGCGCAUGUAUGACGUGACACCGCCUGGCGUGGUCAUGGGCCUGGCCUGGACCGCCAUGGGAGGUUCCACGAUGUUCGUGGAGACGUCCCUGAGGCGGCCCCGGGACAAGGACCCUAAGGGGGACAAGGAUGGCAGCCUGGAGGUGACAGGCCAGCUGGGGGACGUGAUGAAGGAGAGCGCCCGCAUCGCCUACACCUUCGCCAGGGCCUUCCUGAUGCAGCACGAGCCCAGCAACGAGUUCCUGGUGUCCUCGCACAUCCACCUGCAUGUGCCAGAGGGCGCUACCCCCAAGGACGGCCCCAGCGCCGGCUGCACCAUCGUCACAGCCCUGCUCUCCCUGGCCAUGGGCCAGCCCGUGCGGCAGAACUUGGCCAUGACUGGGGAGGUCUCUCUCACGGGCAAGGUCCUGCCCGUCGGGGGCAUCAAGGAAAAGACCAUCGCGGCCAAGCGAGCGGGCGUGACCUGCAUCGUGCUGCCGGCCGAGAACAAGAAGGACUUCUACGACCUGGCGGCCUUCAUCACCGAGGGCUUGGAGGUGCACUUCGUGGACCACUACGGCGACAUCUUCCACAUCGCCUUCCCCGACGAGCGCGCACAGGCCCUGGCCGUGGAGCGGUGAUGGCGGCGGCCGGGCCGGACUGUAGGGGACCCCGCCUGGCAGGAGCCACGGGAGCGCCGGGGUCGCGGGUCGCCCACCCCUGAAUCACUGAGACUGGCACCGAACUAUUUAAUUGUGAUUAAACCCAUUUGCAGACGG
Tupaia belangeri chinensis (Chinese tree shrew) is the source of this 2605-nucleotide messenger RNA. It is a transcript of the gene LONP1, whose product is annotated as lon peptidase 1, mitochondrial. Gene Ontology annotation, molecular function: ATP-dependent peptidase activity; single-stranded DNA binding; serine-type endopeptidase activity. Gene Ontology annotation, cellular component: mitochondrial matrix. Gene Ontology annotation, biological process: protein catabolic process; chaperone-mediated protein complex assembly; mitochondrion organization. The record is from RefSeq and is a predicted model, not a curated record. Lineage: Eukaryota; Metazoa; Chordata; Mammalia; Scandentia; Tupaiidae.